CUCGGUACUAGCUACAGGUAGACAUAGUAUUCAGCCCUGUGCGCUACCCGGUUUAUGACAUGUCAUAUGUAAAUGUUAAAACCGUAGACGGACAGAAUAAUCGAUUUUUUUACUGAAUUGUACAAUACUCUCAUUGCUCCUUAAUAAUUCAAAGGGUGUUGAUGGACCGUCAAGCUUUCAUCUCUCCGGGAUUUGUCCUGUAAUUUCACGCUUUUUUAUGGCGAGACCAAGGAUUUAAUUUACUCUACAAAUCCGUCAAUUUACAACUCUUAGGCUGUGCAGCUAUUUCAGCUGAGGACAUUUUUUUGAACAGCAGGACAUGCAAGGCGGAGAUUACACGUGGUAACAAUAAGAAAUUGAUUUUGCCAACUGAUAUGUAUAUAAAAGUCUGUGGAAUCCGCGGUUUCGGAAUUCCGACUUAACUAACAGCAACAGAAAACGAAGCAUUCCGAUGUGAUAUACAGUGUUUCUUAUAUAUACAAUCGAUUGCACAGAACAGCGGGUGGUGACAGACGCCAGUAUAGAUGGAGUUUAGAUUCACGAUAAUUAUAAUGAUACAAACACCUGAUUGGGUGCAGUGAGUAAAACAAAUAAAGACUACCUACAAACAAGAGCUAUCGAUCUCAGUGGAACGUCGGCGUUGACAGUGUCGCCAGUGGUCCAGAAACUGCCGACUGCACUAGCGAGAAAUACACGUCGGAGAGGAAGGAUUCCACGUCGGAGAGGAAGGAUUCCACGUCGGAGGGACAGGAAUUGUCAUCAGAAGGGACGGAUUCACAGAUGGAAGAAUAGGAUCUAUUUUACAACUUUUAACGUCACAGACUCCGAGGGUUCAUGCUGACGCUGAUGCAUAUAGCUUCUGCAAUGAACGGCUCGGGUACAGAACAAGACCCUGCUGAGGAGAAGGUCUACAACCAGUGCAAAGACGAGCAGGAAAGCCCCGAAGGGACACCAGAAAAACUCGAAAAGCAGGAAAUUUCUGAAGAACAUCAUCUUCCAGAAACUCCGAAAGAGGAUAACGACGGAAGUGAUGUUGAUGGAGGUCGAACUGACGUUGUAGCCGAGGUUAGCACUGACAGUCUUGUUUCUGGUGAUUUGAACGGAAGUAGACCUUCGGAAGCUACGAGCGAACCAGAAGAGGACAAUGUCCACAAUUUUGACACUGGUGCUAUAAUAAAGGGCGAGGAAGAAGGAACAGAAGCGGAAGUCGUUUGUAAGGAUCCAGAAGAAUCUAAACCAGCAGAACAGACCAGAGGAGAAGGCUUUAUUGACGAAACCAAUGAAGCAGAACUCUUCGUGGGAAUUGAAGAAGUAGAAAUUGUCCAGGAAUUUGUUGUCCCGAAAAAAGUCAAAGUUCCCUUGACACCAGUCACUAGAAGUUAUUCAAUAACAGAAGACGGACAUUUUGGAUUGGUAUCCAUCGACGGUGAGUCGGUAUUACCGAAACCAAAGCCAGACGAUAAGCCCACCGACACUGUGCCAAUUGAAGGAACUUCAGUGGACCAGAUUGAUUUCCUGGAAACAGAACCGGAAGUUAAUCCUGAAGGUGAAGACACAUUCUUUUUAACAGAAAGUGUCAACGAAGGAAGUAGUGUUGACAUUGCUAAUCCGGAAGCGAACAACUCUAACCCGGAAGCGAACAAUUCUACGUUUGAUAAAGAAGAGGACGAGGUGAAAAAUGCCACAUUUGAUAAGGAGAGUAAUACGACAUUCGAUAAAACGGAUGUAACUGAAAAUAUACCUGAUAUAGAAUUGUCUUUUUCAACAGAGGGGGGAAUUGAUACCCGGGACCUCUCGGAUUUUCACCAAGGAGUUAAUGAAAAGAUUUCGGAAGCCGUUGCCAAUAAGUUAGAAACAUCAGUGGAAUCCGAUACCAAAUCUCCAGAAAAAGAGUUUUCAGAAAUAAAUGGAGAUACUGAAAGUGUGAUAUUCGAAAAGUCGAAAAAUAUGCCAGAAAAAACGGAACAGGAAGAGCCUUUGGCACCGGCUCUUCAGAGCGCCACCUGCCGGUACCGAUGGGACAAAAAUCUACAAACCACAACCCUCAAUAUAAUGUUCUUCUCCUCUCUGAAAAUGGAGGAGCCUGUGAAGCUGUCAUGGACGGAGGGUUCCGAGUGUUACUAUUCGGAAGAGUACGAGAUUCCAUGUGGGGUAUACAAGGGGAAUCUCGUGGUGGACGGGCGGACCUACCCCGUCGAGGACAUAACAGUUAAACACUACACAUUCGAGGUGGAUAUCUACGUCAAGGAUGGUGUAAAACCAGUUGAAAUGAUACACACAUCUAUUCUCAUGAGUAGGGAGUGUCUCCCAGAUGUGAUUGAUGAUGAGGGGGAGACAGAUCGACCUGUGUCCUCGCCAUUUAAAUCUGAUGCUGUAGAUGGGUAUCGGGACAGAAAUACAGAUCACUCCCAAUAUAGGGGGUCAGACUCCAACGGUAGAUUAGACCCAGUCAUCCAUAUCUCCAACAAGUACGAGGAACUCAUCCGUCAGCAACUCACAAUGACACAGUCCAUCAAUAAUCUUGACAUGGAAGCCAAGAUGGCUGCAAAACCAGAGCCUCAGGAUGACAAUGACUUUACUACCACUGGGCGGCAAAGCCCACUAGGAGACAAUGCAGCUGAAUCAUUCCAAGAUGGUGGAGCUAAUUUAUAUAAUAAUGAUCAGCUGAAUUCUGUGAAAGGAAGUUUGGAUGCCUCUGUGAUAGAGGAUGAGGUGGAGCGCUCCAGCAUACCACCAUCUCACCACUCAUCUUUUGAAAAUAAGUCUGCAGGAAGUCCCUCACGACAGACACCAUCAAAUGUUUAUGGCGGUGAAGAUCGUAGGUCACCCUUAAAGUCAGAUGAACCUGCCCUUAAUGGAUCAGGUAAACAUACACCAAUUGAUGAUGUAAUCAACAACUUCUUUACUGAACAGAGGUCUGGGUCUGUACACUCUCACUCUGACUUGACAAGACAUACACCUCAGGAAGAAGUAGCUAUAAAGGAUGUGCUGACCAGACAACUGACGCCUACACGCUCCCCUGUCAACUCCUAUUAUGGGUCGGACAAGCAGAGUCCAACCUUUGUUGGUGAUGUAUUGGGGCAGUCUACACCCAUAGCAAUGUUGGACAAUCCUGGGUCCCAGUCAGGCUCAGCCAGACAGACACCUGUAAAAUCCACUCAUUCGUCAGCAAGACAGACACCUCAACCAGGUGAGGAUGUGAUCAGAAAAACUAGUCAGGAUGUCCUCAAUGGCUCACCAACUCCUGGCAGUUAUCAUGGAUCUGUUCCUGGAAAUUACCAUGGUUCCGCUACAGGAAGUCCUGCACCUGCCAGUUACCAUGGUUCUGCUGCAGAAAGUCCGGCACCUGCCAGUUACCAUGGCUCUGCAAUAGGAAGUCCUAAACCUGGCAGUUACCAUGGUUCUGCUACAGGAAGUCCAGCACUUGCUAGUUUCCAUGGUUCUGCAACAGGAAGUCCAGCACUUGCUAGUUUCCAUGGUUCUGCUACGGGAAGUCCAACACCUGCUACUUUCCAUGGUUCUGCUACAGGAAGUCCAGCACCUGCUAGUUUCCAUGGUUCUGCUACAGGAAGUCCAGCACUUGCUAGUUUCCAUGGUUCUGCAACAGGAAGUCCAGCACCUGCUAGUUUCCAUGGUUCUGCUGGCGAGAGUCCUGUCCCUGGGAGCUACCAUGGCCCUGGGAGCUAUCAGGGUUCUCUUAAAGGAAGUCAAGAGCAGGGUAGUAUCCAUGGCUCUGCCGCUGGAAGUCCACGAAGUUACCAUGGAAGCCAAGGCUCUGGAAGUCGUCCUCAAAGUCUUACCAGUGAGCAGGAGCUUUCACAGUAUUUCUCUGACAGAAGUGACUCUAGGCGAACUCCCACUGCCCAGCAGCAACAGAUACCUGCCACCUCCCCAAUAACUUCAGGUGUCAGGCCAGGGUCAGAUAGGGGUGAAAGGUCAGCAAGUGCAGCUAGCCUACCUGUGAUGAACACACAGCAGAGGUUGCAAGCAGAGAAACGCAGCAUGACCCCAGACAACCACAUUCGAGUACCUGGCUCCCCAGGGGCCCGAAUGUCACCCCUGGCUACGGGAUCAGCCCUAAGGUCAGGAGCCUCUUCAAGGUCAAGUACUCGCACUAUCACACCAACCUCUGCUGCGAACAGUUACCAUGUCAAUGGGGAACAGGAAGACAUCCAUGGCCGGAGGAUUCAGGAGCUGGAGGACACUGUCCGAAACUUGCGAAAGUUGUUGGGCAGUCGUGAGAUGGAGGUCAAAGAAGUGACAAUCCAAGCAAGUGACCUCAAGGAGAUGAACAACUCGCUCAAGGAGGAGUUGGAGCUGGCAAGGAAUCGGGCGGCUCCAGGUAGCCGUGGAAACCUUGCUGAGUGGGAGAGGAAGUAUAACCAUCUCAUGGAUGAGAAAGAGAUCCUGGCUGGAGAAGUGGUCAAACUGCGGGACCGUCUUGAGGAGAUGGGUCAGACUGAGAACGGCGAUGGUGAUGGUAUGGGACUAAGUAACUACAGUCCCAACAAUCCCUAUGCCCUCCAGAGGAAAAUUGAGGAGCUACAGAGCCAUGUACAGGACCUUCAGGAGGCCAACGAGUCUGCCGUCGCCGAGCUCUCUAGUGUCGAGAAAAAGUGUAAGGACCUAGAGGCCGAAAAUGAAAAGUUUGCUGCACUCAAGGACACAAAUCUAGUAGAUUUGCAAGCAGAGAAUCGCAGACUACAUGACAAGAUUUCUACAUUAUGGGAACAAGGGUAUGGUGAUGGGGACCGCCGACUCAGGGUCGAAGUUCAACAGUUUAAAGAUGACAACCGUGCCCUCAAAGAACGUAACUAUAAACUUCAUGAAGAAAAUCUUGCAUUCAGGGAAGAGGUCACUCAAAUUCGAAAGGUACUAGAAGGGGUGAGCCCAAAACAAGAUGAGUCAAAAUCACGUUACAUUGAUGACAGGCUCAGCCAAUCAGAACACAAAUUAAGGUAUGCUGAUGAUCGACUUGGCCAACCAGAAAUCACCAAAUUACGUUAUUCUGAAGAUAGGUUGACCCAAUCAGAACGGCUUCCUCUACCCAAGGAGAAGUUGCUGAGUCGAGAAGAUCUGGACUUGACCUACAGGAAGGUAAUGGAGGAGGAUAGACAUAGGGGUAGCUACGAAAAGGAAGACCGGUUUAGGAGAAGUUUAGAAAAAAGUGAGGGUUUGAAGAGUAGUCUGAAAAAGGAUGACAGAUUUUAUAGAUUGGAGAAAGAAGAACGAUACAAAAGUGGUGUGGAUAAAGAAGAUAAAUAUAGAUCGUUGUCAGAGAGAGAGCCAUAUAAGCUGAACAGUACGGAGGGCAAAUCUAACGGACAUUACAAGAGUACCAGUCACCAAGAGGAUUCUAAAUAUAGGUACGAUCCUCCUUUGGACAAACUUACACAGUAUGAGCUAUCUAGGUCAAGGUCAGAUAAAUAUGACCCGGACUUUACAGAAAGGUCAAGAUCAGAAGGUUACAGGUCAAGGCCAGAUGGUGGCAGCACCUCUGGUGAGAAAGACAGUUCAGGUUUGACACAAUAUGACAAGCAAACAGCACCUGACAAACAAAGUUAUAGUAACAGGGACAAGUCUGACCAACGAGACAGGAGUCUGAAAGACAGUUAUUCUGUGGAAGGUCAGAAGUACUCUACGGGCACGGAAUACCGAGCACUGACAACGUCUUACUCCGAACUACUCAAGCUGACACAGCAAAGCUCCUUAGGAGACAAACGGGAAUGGUCACGAUCUGAGGCCGAUCUUCAUGCUGCCCAUGCUAGGGGGCGCUCCGAAGCAGAUCUUCAUGUGCACUCUAGAGGGCGCUCCAGAGAUGCCCCAGAGCGGCGCUACUCUGGGUCGGUCCCGCAGGGCCGAGCUGCAUCACCACCACCAUCGAGUCACCAUCACCAUGUUUCACGACCUCGUAGCGCACAAUUGCCACGUCCAGUGUAUGGGUGGGAUGAUGAACUCCACAGACGAACAAAUUCCGAGCGUAGCGACUCGACCGCUGUGCUGACUGCUGGGUUCCCAAGGUCUGAUGUAGGACCACCCCCUCAGUACCGAUCUAAAGACAGCUACGACCGGAGGGAGACAGAUAGAGAUUACACUGUGUUGAGGAAGAAAACCUACGCUGAUGACAAAGCUGACGAGAGUGACACAGGAACAGAUAUCCUCGUAAACGCUCAGCCAUUUGACAAACAGAUGGCACCACCAUCACCACAAAGAUCUGAACUACACCGGCGCCACAACUCCUCUACUCACCGUAGACAUCGUCGGAGACACGACUCACUAGGCUCGGAAGGAUCCGACUCCUCUGCCAACGACAUUGAUGAACAGAUCACGAGUCUGAGGCGGAGGUCAAAAUCUGCAGAUGGACGAGAGCUACGGAAAAGGUCUGCACCCCCAGGAAGUCUGGGGCGGUCCCAUCCUUCAGCCCCGACUAAGAGUGGUGACAGGCCAACCUUCAGCAAGACAUGUCCUCUGACUGGGUCAGCAGGGUUCAGGUCAAUCACACCAGGGGUAAUACCUACCCAACACAAUAAGAACAUGCUGUCAGCAUCCUCCAGAGAGUCAGUACCGUUUAUGCAUCAAACCUACUACAGAAGUGGCCUUUCUGCUCCAAGCACAGACAAUCUUCUGUACGAUGAAGCUUAUAUAGAACUUCUCAAGAGCGCAUUUGGUUGUGACCAUGACAAAAUGGCUGCACCUGGUUCCCUGGUGACAUUAACGACAGGGUUACGCCCCUUUUCUCCACGCACCCCUGGUGAUAUCCACUUGGAAGAUGUUGUGAAGUUCUCCCGACAGGGAGGUAAACUUAGUCAAGGGACAGUCAAGUUUGUGGGUCACCUGCCUGGACGUAAUGAUGUUUACCUUGGAGUGGAACUAGACAAGGAAGAGGGAAAGCAUGAUGGCACCUUUGAGAGUGCUCGUUACUUUAAGUGCAAACCCAACAAAGGAGUGUUUGUAGCCUUCAACAAAGUGGUCAUGGCCUGGGCACCCUAGUGGUCAGUGGGCACCCUAGUGGUCAGUGGGCACUCAAGUCUGUAGUGGUCAGUGGGCACUCAAGUCUGUAGUGGUCAGUGGGCACUAAAGUCUGUAGUGGUCAGUGGGCACGCAAGUCUGUAGGGGUCAGUGGGCACUCAAGUCUGGAGUGGUCAGUGGGCACUCAAGUCUGGAGUGGGCAGUGGGCACUCAAGGCUG
Messenger RNA from Mizuhopecten yessoensis (Yesso scallop), 7188 nucleotides. RefSeq lists its product as uncharacterized. Bases 835 to 6990 code for a protein of 2051 amino acids. The record is from RefSeq and is a predicted model, not a curated record. The transcript is spliced from 19 exons. Lineage: Eukaryota; Metazoa; Mollusca; Bivalvia; Pectinida; Pectinidae.